Molecule: messenger RNA, 2673 nt
Organism: Nyctereutes procyonoides (raccoon dog)
Lineage: Eukaryota; Metazoa; Chordata; Mammalia; Carnivora; Canidae
Gene: MNMIP1
Product: SH3 domain containing 21
Exons: 17
Coding region: 16-2559 (847 amino acids)
Molecular function (GO): protein binding
Source: RefSeq, a predicted model, not a curated record
GGGCCCCGCCCAGGUAUGUGCCUCUCCCACCUCUUCCCCUGCAGCUCGAAGCUUGCCAGCCAGGAGACAGACCAAGAAAGACUGUGCCAAAGGGCUGGGGGCCGGACCUGCUGGGCCGGGCCACCCCUCCCACACCCACUCCAGCACCUGGGGCCGACCUAUCGGCUGGCGUCUCCGCCUCCUUCGCUUCUGGGCCUUGCAGCUCGUCCCAGCCCACCCGGGCCAGUGCUCGGCCGCCCGCCGGACAGCGCCGAGCUCCCAGCCCGGCCCCGGAGGAGGCCCGGAGCUAUGGGCCGGGGUGCCCAGACCCGCCCUCCGCCCGCAGACGUGCUGGUGCUGGCCGGAUACCGCGCGCAGAAGGAGGGCGAGCUGAGCGUGGCGCCCGGGGACGUGGUGCGGCAGGUGUGCGAGGGGCCCGCCCCGGGCUGGCUGCGCGGACAGCUGGGGGGGUCGCUGGGGUCUCUUCCCCGAGCGCUCGGUGCAGGGGAGGCCGGGCCCCCAGGUCGCGGGGGGGAGGGUGUCUGCGCGCCCCCAGGAGCUGAGAGCCGGCCCGCCCGGGUCGCCGCCGCCUGCGCUCAUUCGCAGGAGAUCCCGGAGUCUCUGCGCGGCGCGGGAGAGGCGCCGAGCCCGCGCUGUGCGCGCCGCCGAGGUCGCCCCACCAAGCCUCGGGGCCCCCAACGAUGGUGCAAGGUGAGCUUCAGCUACAGCCCGGAGCAGGCGGACGAGCUGCAGCUGCAAGCUGGGGAGAUUGUGGAAGUGAUAAAGGAGAUUGAGGACGGCUGGUGGCUGGGGAAGAAGAACGGGCAGCUGGGAGCCUUCCCAUCCAACUUUGUGGAGUUGCUGGACAGUGGGCCCCCAAGCCUCGGGAGCCCGGACAUGCCUGCAGUCAGCCCUGGACCCCAGCGGCCGCCCAAGCUGAGCAGUCUGACCUAUGACAGCCCUCCAGACUACCUGCAGACAGUCUCCCGCCCUGAGAUCUACAGGGUCCUGUUUGACUACCAGCCUGAGGCCCCGGAUGAGUUGGCGCUGCGGAGGGGGGACGAGGUGAAAGUCCUGAGGAAGACCACAGAGGACAAGGGCUGGUGGGAAGGAGAGUCUCACGGCCGAAGAGGCGUCUUCCCAGACAAUUUUGUGCUCCCCCCACCCCCAAUCAAGAAGCUGACCCCACGGAAAGUGGCGUCUCGGGAAUCAGCUCCCCAGUGGUGCAGGACCAUAGGUCCCUCAGCGGGCACCUCUGCGAGCAUUAAGGACACGGUAGUCCCCUCUGCAAGGACAGGGCCAGCAACUGUUAGACGGAUGGAUGCCACACUCCCUUCUCCCCUCCCAGCUAAGGAACCAAAAAAGAUGAUGGCCAAAUCAGCCCUCCCUACAGUCAGGAAGCUGGUGACAGCCCCCAGUGGACCCAGUAAAGCCAAGCCCUCUUGGACACCCGGCGGAGACAGUCAGAAGCGCCCCUCUCGAGACCCGGGCUCCGGGGGCAGCUUCCUCAGCGGGGGUCUGGGCCACCCUGGUAGAAAAGGAUCGAAACCCCAUGCUCCUCGGCAGCGCUCUGCAGCUAGUCAGGAGGAAGAGCAGAACAGCGUAGCAAAGGCCUCUCCUGUGAAUAAAACCCCCACUCCAGACAAGACCCCCAGCCCAGAGAAGACUCUAUCUCCGGAUAAGGCCUCCACUCCAGAGGAAGCCCUGACUCCGGAGAAGGCCCCCAUCUCAGAGGGAUCCCUGACUCUAGAGUUCAAGGCCCCAGUCCCAGAGAACCCCACCCCAGAGGAGGGCCUGACCCUGGGCAAGGCCCCCAGCCCAGACAGUGUCAUUUCUGGGGAGGAGGCCCCUGUCCCUGAAGUCCCACCGGAGGAUGAAGUCCCUGGCCCAAAGACGGUCCCUCCUGGGGAUGAGGCACCCACCCUAGGGAAGGUCUUGACCCCUGAGCAGGUGCUCUCUCAAGAGGCCUCCACCAGAGACAUCACUCAGCUCCAUCUCUUCUCUCCGGAGCAAGCCCUGCCACCGCCGUUCAAGUCUCUUGUGGCCAAUGAAGCUCAGUCCCAAGAGGUCCACAUGCCAGAGGAGCCCCAUCUCCAUCAGAGGGGCAGCUCCCCAUUCCAGUCUGAGUCUGAGUGCGAGUCAGGGUCCCUGCCUGCCCUUGCGAAGGCGACAACCCCCCUGGAGGAGGCACCUGGGGAGCAUGAGGGGACCCGGGAAGAGGCAGUACUCCCCAAAGAGGAGGUGUCCCCCAAAGAGGCAGCCCCUGCUCAAAAGAAUCCUCAAGCUGUCAAGGCGACUCCAGACCCCCAGGAGGCUCCCGCCCUACUUUCCUUGUCUCCGCAAAAUCUCACGGACAGCAAAAGUGACAGAGGCGACAUAACGAGGCUCCAGGACGAGGUGGAGUCUUUGAGGAGGUCGCUGGAGCGGAUGGGGGUGCAGCUGGAGAGGAAGCUCGCCGACCUCUGGGAGGAGCUGAAGAGCGAGAAGGAGAAGCGCCUGUCGCUGGAGGUGCAGAUGCAGCGGGGGACUCAGGAGUCCGGGACGCGGGGCUCCAUCCACGCGCAGACGCAGACGCACUGAGGGGGGGCCCGGGAGGGACUGCGGCGGGGCCUGGGGGCGAGUCGGGCUGCGGCCACCCACGUCCUCGCACACGACUCCGAGAAACGCAAGAAAGUAAACUGCGGUGUACGCGCC